UCAUUACUCCAUUUUUGAGUUUUUUUUUUGUAACAAAAAACAUGGCGAGAUCGCUCAAGAAAUCAGCCAAGCUGAGUCUACGACGAGUCCGGAUCAACUCACCGUCGAUUAGGUUCAAACCUGACUCGAGUUCCAUAGAGAGAGACCAAAGAAUCGAGUUUCUUGGCCAAAAUGCCGAUGAUGCUGGAUCAACAGGAGAAGAAAGCAAAGUCGUCCAAAACAACCAAAGUGAAGAGACUGAAGACAAACAAGAAGAAGAGAUCGUCAAGGUAAUAAUACUGAAAGAAGAAAUAGAAGAGGAACAAGUACAAGAUGAUUGCAAAAGCUUUAAGAAUGGAGGCGGAGAAGGGAAGAAAGAGGCGGUAGUAGCGGUUGAGGCGGUUAAGGAGGAGGAGAGCGAAGGCGGAAACAGAGUAAUGGUGGUUGUGGAUAAAGCCCUUGCUUCCACGGGAGCUUUGGAGUGGGCUAUAACACAUACCUUACAACCACAAGACACUCUUUUUCUGCUUUAUUUUGCAAAACCAUUCACAAAAGGCAAAAGGAAGAACCGAAAACGCGAGGUGAAAACUGAUGAACUAGUCCAUACUCUGAAGAAACUGUCCCAAACAAAACGACCAGGGAUAGAGGUGGAGAUAAGGAGGCUAGAAGGGAAGGACAAAGAGAAAGGAGCAAAGAUUGUUGAAGAAGCAAAGAAACAACAAGUGAGUCUUCUAGUGGUUGGACAAGAGAAGAAGCCUCCUGUAUGGAGGCUACUGAAGAGAUGGGCUUGGAAGAGACGCCGUGGACACGCCGGCGUUCUCAAAUACUGUCUCGAAAACGCUUCUUGCAUGACUAUAGCUGUUAAACCAAAGAAGCGCAAGCACGGUGGUUACUUAAUCACCACCAAACGCCACAGAAACUUCUGGCUCCUCGCUUAAGGACCACCACCACCACUGCAAAGUCUUCAUCCUUUUAUUUUGUGUUUGAAUCAUCAAAAAGCUUUCAAAUAAAUUUUAUCUUUUUCAUCACAAGAAUUAUCAACAAUUUUCAUCUGUU
Molecule: messenger RNA, 1035 nt
Organism: Raphanus sativus (radish)
Lineage: Eukaryota; Viridiplantae; Streptophyta; Magnoliopsida; Brassicales; Brassicaceae
Exons: 3
Coding region: 42-917 (291 amino acids)
Source: RefSeq, a predicted model, not a curated record